This is a messenger RNA of Eruca vesicaria subsp. sativa (arugula), 225 nucleotides long. The record is from the annotation of a GenBank genome assembly. NCBI's taxonomy places the organism in Eukaryota, Viridiplantae, Streptophyta, Magnoliopsida, Brassicales, Brassicaceae.
AUGCUAGGCUGCUGGAAUGAACGAAAUGCUAGGUUGCUAGAAUGGAAUGAAAUGCUAGUUGUCUCUUUAGGUUCAUUAACUAAUGAUAAACGCAAGGGGAAGGCUGGGGUUGAAGAGGAGAGAUAUGAUGAAGCUCCAGAAGAGCUUGAAUCGUUCUCAUAUUGCUCCAAGAAAGGAGGAUCUUGCCUCAAGAGGAUAAUAGCUUCAAGAAAUCAAAUCUUCUGA